This is a messenger RNA of Cyphellophora attinorum, 1752 nucleotides long. Its product is annotated as Choline transport protein. The coding region runs from base 1 to 1752 and encodes 583 amino acids. The transcript has 5 exons. Gene Ontology annotation, molecular function: transmembrane transporter activity. Lineage: Eukaryota; Fungi; Ascomycota; Eurotiomycetes; Chaetothyriales; Cyphellophoraceae. Gene Ontology annotation, biological process: transmembrane transport. The record is from RefSeq and is a predicted model, not a curated record. Gene Ontology annotation, cellular component: membrane.
AUGACGAACCCGAUUAAACGUGCCGUCUCCGAUACGGACAGUGAUGUCCUGGCACUACUGGGCAAAAAGCAACAGCUGAAGCGACGCUUUGGUUUCUGGUCGCUCUUCGGUUUCGCCGUUUGCGAGCUGAUCACGUGGGAGACAGUUCUAGCUCUCUUCAGUCAAGCCUUCAACAAUGGCGGUCCAGCCGGAUGCAUCUACGGCUUCAUCAUUGCCUGGUCUUCUACGCUCUCCGUUUAUGUGGUGAUCUCCGAGCUCGCCUCGAUGGCGCCCAUCUCAAGUGGCCAGUGCUAUUGGGUCUACAUACUCGCUGCACCUCGCUGGAAAGUCUUUGCGAGCUAUGUAGUUGGAUGGCUCACGUCGCUCGCCUGGGUCGCGACGGUAGCGACAGAGUGCUUAUUCGCUGGCACGAUCCUCCAAGGGCUGAUCAUCCUCGACAACGAUGAUUAUGAAGGAAAGCUCUGGCAAGGCACGCUUCUCUCGUGGGCUGUAGUCACCCUUUGCGUCCUCGUCAACACGGUCGUGCCAGGCAUGCUGCCACGUUUCGAGAUCUUCAUCAUUGUCUUCCAUCUGGCCGGAUUCGUGGCUAUUGUGGCUGUUUUGUGGCACUUUGCGCCCCAUGGCAGUUCGUCAUUCGUCUGGGCUACUGCGUACAACAAUGGAGGCUGGCCUACACAGGGGCUCAGCUACUGUGUUGGCUUUUUGGGCAAUGUAGCUACCUUUGUUGGAGCCGAUGCGUCGGUGCACCUAGCAGAGGAAGUCAGCAAUGCGGCAAAGAACAUUCCUAGAGCCAUCUGCGCCAGUAUGCUCAUCAACGGAAUGGUUGGAUUCGUUAUGCUUGUAACAGUGCUUUACUGCCUUGGAGAUCCUGAGUCGGUCCUCGAGACAGCGACUGGCUAUCCCUUCAUUCAGGUGUUUUACAACGCCGUAAACUCCAAAGCGGGAGCAACAGUGAUGGCUGCCGUUGUGCUUGCACUCACCUGGGCUUGUGCCAUCGGCAUCACGACCACUGCGUCCCGCAUGGCCUGGAGUUUUGCUCGCGAGCGAGGGACACCAUUUUCGGGCACCAUCUCCAAGGUCGCCAAACACAACAAAGUGCCGAUCAUCGCCGUGUGUGUUGUUUCAGGUCUGGCUGCGCUGCUGCAUCUGAUCUACAUCGGUUCUGCCGUCGCCUUCAACGACGUUGUCAGCUUGACUAUCACUGGCUUCUAUACGUCGUACUUCAUGCCAUGCUCGAUGUUGCUGUACCGCCGCAUUAAAGGUCAGAUCGCGCCACAUAUCAAACACCCUCAGCAUACCCAAGGCUACGACCCGGAAGUAAUAGACAGCAGCACUGUCGUCGAUCCGGGCAAUGCUGAAACCGCUGCGGGUGCAGACAAGAAAAUCGCAGAAGGACCUGGCUCGGACGUUGCGCCACCUACUCACCGUCAUGAUUCAGUCGUGAUAGAAGACGCUCCUCUGGUAUGGGGCCCAUUCAGCCUUCCUGGCUGGUUCGGGAUCAUCAACAAUGCCUACGCCUGCUUGUACAUGAUCUUCGUUGUCUUCUGGUCCGUCUGGCCCCCAGCGACGCCAGUGACAGCGGAGACCAUGAAUUAUUCGAUCGUCGUCACUGGAGGUGUCAUUAUCUUUGCUAUCGUGUACUAUUUCAUCAUCGGGAAGCAUCAGUACAAGGGCCCCAUAGUCGAUGCGGAUGUGCAAGAAGUUGUGGAACGACGCCGUGGCAGCGUAUUGAGUGUCAGAGAUACCCUCUGA